Messenger RNA from Labrus mixtus (cuckoo wrasse), 4693 nucleotides. RefSeq names its product Mdm1 nuclear protein (gene saxo6). The coding region runs from base 1974 to 3929 and encodes 651 amino acids. NCBI's taxonomy places the organism in Eukaryota, Metazoa, Chordata, Actinopteri, Labriformes, Labridae. Gene Ontology annotation, molecular function: microtubule binding. Gene Ontology annotation, biological process: negative regulation of centriole replication. The record is from RefSeq and is a predicted model, not a curated record. The transcript has 16 exons.
CUCUCAGUAUUCUGGUUCUCCUUUAGUACGUUCAGUCAUGUAGCAUGUUGAUGUUUCUGUCAGUUCUCAGUCUGACCUCCAGGGGGCGCUGCGACAGUUUGCAUGCCCAUCAGAAGCUAACAGGUCAAAGGUCUCUUUGCAGCCGUGGCGAAAGCAGGAAAGAUAAUAUGUGAUAACAUUCAAAGUUUGAAUUGAACAUUUUACAGAAUAGACUUCUUAAAAUGUCAGGGGCUCACUGCUGCCCCCUGUGGUCACACGACAGAAGAAAGGUGUUUUCAAUUUUUUUUAAUGGAGAAAAGAUUUAAAAGACGAGGAAAUGAUUUGUUGCAACUCUUUUUAACAUCAUUAAGCAUCAUGUAUGACACUCAAGGUGCAAAGUGUGAAUAACUGUGAAUGGAGGAGAUACAGUCGUCCGUAGAUCUGUAAACAGUUUCUAUAGGACGUCUAUUUUGCUGAACGGUUGGUGUGAACUAGUCACGGCUGCAGACUGACCUGUGAUUGGCCUCCACAGAAACGGAGGCUGUGGUUGGGAUCAUCACUGCGAGCUGCAACGUUAAUCACACAGACAAAAAGCCAUGAAGCUUUGCCAAGGAUCGAAAAGUCUUCUGAAAUGUGUCGAGCAUUUUGGUUUCCACUGCAGUCCGACAAUCUGACGAGCACUUUGUUGGAACGAUCAGACGCCUUAACAUUCACAGUAGAUUCUGGUCGUUAAAUAUUGGCAUAUUUGUCACUUUUGAUAGAGCUAGCAGUUUCCCUCUGCUUCCUGUCUUUAUGCUAAGCUAGGCUAUAAACAUCCUGGACCUACUGACAGUUUGUGCUUGAUUGAUCUGUCUGUGGAGUGAUGACUGCAGCCACAGCCAAAUGCUAACUAAAAAGAAUUCAUCCACGACAAGAAGAAAUGAUUUUUUACAGUACUGAGAUGAAUCUGCUUCUUUUUCUCCGUAUGGCAUGAUGACCAGUGAAAUGUAAAAAGAAACCAGUUCAGCCAGUGACGUGUCAGGUUAGAGUCCCAGCUGAGUCGUCACACUUCAGCUGUCAGGAGUUUAAAAACUGAUUUGAAAAAGGUCUGAACUGGUUUCUAACAGAACAGAAACCCACAGCAGCAGCGGGGGGAGGGGGAGGGGGAGGGGAGGGGAGGGGAGGGGGGUGGUGAAGCCAAAUGUAAAGUAAAAACUAAAAAGCCUUAAAUGAAUAAAAGUGGUGCAAUUUUGUAACAGCAACCUGCAGCGUGGAUUUAUUCUGAUAUUUACAUUUUAGGGGCAUGUCGCCCUCUGGUGGUCAUAGCUUAAAUUACAUCAUACACAUUCACAGAGAAAUACCACAGCAGACACUUUCAAGUAUUGAUUGAUUAUUUUGUCCUAUAUUAAUUGUUUUAACGAUUUAUAGACUAAAUGUAGCAGAUAUUAAAAUAAACUGCCAAGUAAGGAAACUACGGAGGCCCUGAAGCCCCAAAAAGUCAUGAGAAACGUUAUUGGUCCCCCAUUGGAGGAAAUUAGUUUGUUACAGCAGCUAACACAGGGGGCAAAAGUAAUAAUAAUAGAACAUUAAUUCUAAUAUAAUAUAUUUUAUAACCCGCGAUAUUUAUUAUUUUAUGAGUUAUAUUAUUAUUUUUUAUUUUAGUUUCAUAAUGUCUAGAAACGUAAGGAGAUAAUUAAUAAUGUAGGUCACUAAUUUAAUUUGUAUAAAAUAAAAUCUAAGGUCGUAAAAAAUAAAGAACAGCUUACCUGUGACGUCAGAGGUAAACUGUGUGAACACGCAUGCGCAAGACACUCAGCUGCCAUGACAACGGCGGCAGCUUGUUCCUGUGACUGAAGCUGCGGGGAGGAAUGGAGCGGCUGGUUAGCAUCGCUUACCAGGUCAGUUAACUGGUUCCACUGGUUCCACGACGAACACCAGCUGCUUAACGAACACAGGGGAUCGCGCGAUGACCGAGGAGUGAGAUCUCGCGGUGUUUUGUCUGCGGUGAGAGCGACAUGACCGUCCGCUUCAAGUGUCAGAGUGAAUACCAGAAGAGCUACAGGGUGUCCAGGUCCAGAAGUGUCUCUCCUCAGCGCUGUGGCCCCUGUGGCCCCUGUGGCCCCUGCGCCGGUCUGCGCUCAGACCACCUGGGUAUCAGCAGAGAACCAGGUCUCCAGCGGCGGAAGAAGCCAGGUGGUCUGGCUCAGUCCUGCAGCUCUCUCCUCUGUCCCCCACAAUCACAGCUGACCACUGAAGCACUUAAAACAACAGCUCCCCCUGCUGCCUCCGGGAGUCGUUCCGCCCACGGGAGGGAGUCUUCUCUUCAGCCCAAACCUUCAGCACCUCUGGAUUCUGCUGCUGCAGAGCCUGAGACUCCAGCAGGACCCCGACCUGCUGCAGACCCUGAACCCUCAGUGGACCCAGAAGCUGCUGAAAAACCUGCGCAGCCCCGCCAGCGCAGCCAAUCACAACAGAGCCAACCUCUGACAGCAGCAGUUGAUGGCCAGCUGUCAUCGAGCAACGAGGUCCUGAGGGCUUUGCGGGGGAGGGCAGGGCUGAGGUCAGGAGGUCAAAGGUCAGGAGGUCAUCAGUCAGAGUACCACAGACAGUUCAGCUGGAAGAAACCUACAGCUGCUGCUUCACCACUACUGACUGCAGAACAGGUGCUUUACUCCAGCAGCAGGGCUGUGCCCCCCUUUAAGAAGAAUCCUGUCACCGUGGAAACAGAGUACCGGCGCAGCUUCCAGGGUGUUGCUCCGCCCACUGGACCUCGCCUUCGGAAACACCUGGAACAUGAGCGGGUCCCCCUGUUCCACACACACAUGAAUAACAAAAAGAGGAGGGAAGAGAAGAAGAAGCCCCGCCCCUCCCCCGUGAAGGGUGAUGCCCCGCCUCCUCCUCCUCGGGUACACAGGAGUUUCACAGAAUAUGAGUCCAGCUUUCGUUCUCCUCUCUACAGGAUCCCGGAGGAGGGCGGAGCCUCGGACGGUGACGCCCCUCAGGUGACUGAGUUGAGGCAGAAGGCUUUGUCGUACCGUCAGCGAGCCUGGGGAGCUCAUUUCUCCAGAGAUCACCUGAGUCAGCUGCGGUCCGAACACAACACCCUAUGGGAGCCGACAGACACCACCACGGACUCUAACAGUGACCCGCCCAGCCCCCCCCGCCCGACGUCUGAGCCCCGCCCUGAUGCAGACAGCUGCGGCUCGUCCCGUGUGGAGGCUCUGGACCUGAUCAGUCGCUCCACUACCUCCAGUAAAAGAUCUUCUGUUGUGGGUUCAGGAGAAACACAACACACAAACAAAAACACACAAACAGAAGCACACACACCCCCAAGUCCUACUGCUGAGAGACACACAGCCAGGGGAGAAGAAGAGGAGGAGGACGCUGACGAAGAGGAGGGACGGUUACCGACUCCCAGGCUGAAGCUUCUUCCUGUUCAGAGGACUCACCAUGACCUCACCACUCCCUCCACAGGUGGCGCUCUUCUGGUGGGGAAAGUGAAAGGUGAUGGAUCAUCUCCUCACAAACAGAGGUCUGUUUCAGCUGUUUCCAUGGCAGCGGGGGCGGAGACAGCAGUCAGCGUGCCGGACAAACCAAAGGAGGCGUGGUCAGAGAAUAGCCCCUCCCACCAUGCUUCAUUGGGUCCCUCCCCUGAGCACAGACCAGCUGCCAGUCCUCCCUCUAAACCAAUCAAAAUAAAGCAUACACUAGUAUCCUCUGCAGCCCCGCCCCCUCUAGUCCCGCCCCCUAUGCACGGUAUCCAUGGCACCCUGAGACAUCCGGACUUUCAACACAACGGUGAGCUGGGUUCAAGGUUCAGAGAGCGCCCGUGUUCAGGUGGAGGCUGCUGCUCAGAUGAAGACGACCGGCUGUCUGUGAUGUCGUGGCGCUCUGCUGCCUCCUGCUCCAUGGCGUCUGCCGUGUUGGAGCGUGCUCAGAAGAGACGGGAGAACUUCUGGGGGAAGAGAUGACCUCUGACCUCCUGACCAGAUCACAGCUGUUACCAUGGAAACAAUCGUGUUAGUCCAUCACUGUUGUACCAUGAUUAGUCAGAAUGAUGUUUUUUUUAUAGAAUUAUUUAAAUCACUGAUGAUCGUUUCUAUUCUGCAGCUCGUGAAGGUUUAAUUUUGUGUUUUUAUUAUGAAAGAUUGUUUGAGUUCCGCUCAGACUGAAGGAGGUUAAAGGUCAUCACAUGAGGAGACUCAGAACAGAUCCUCCAUUAUCUCAAGAUCUGAAAUCAUGACUCAUCACAGACUGCACGACGUUACUAAGUUAUCGUGCCCGGCGAAGGAACGCACCACCUUAUGUGACCUCAUGUGACCUCGGAUGACCUCGUGACCUCACGUGACCUAAUGUGACCUCACGUGACCUCUGGAGCUGCAGGUUAAAUUUGUGAUUCUAAAGCUUUGUGUAGAAAAACAAACGUCUGAAGAGACAACCUGUGUCGUCUGUUCUUCAGUGAGAGCUGGAGGUCAGAGGUCAGAUUGAAACUGUCAGACGUGUUUCAGGUGUCCGGCUCACCUGUACGGGUUGCAUCUUGCCGGCAGUUGCCAUGACUACAGUCCACUUAUUACUCGUCUCUCGGGGUUAUUGUCGUCACACACGACUUCCUCCCCCCUCUGAUGGUCUGUGCUGCUGUAAAUCUGAUGAGAUGAGAUCUUUGUUUGUUUUUUAUGAGCUGUUUACCUGUAACGUCUGUAAUGUUGCCGUUUAAUAAAUGAAAUCUUCAAACGCA